Messenger RNA from Stylonychia lemnae, 1506 nucleotides. Lineage: Eukaryota; Ciliophora; Spirotrichea; Sporadotrichida; Oxytrichidae. The record is from the annotation of a GenBank genome assembly.
AUGAAGCUUCCAAAUCAUAGUAUCUCACUUGUUCUCACACUAUUGAUUGCAACUCUUGCACCUCUGGCCUAAUCCUCGGAUGUGCAAGCCUAUCCAGGAGUUCAGCUGAGAAUCGAGCAAGACUUCUUGGAUAUGGUUUCUAAGGAACUAUUCGAAGUGCUUCCUGUUAUCGUGGACAAGAUCGACAACUUGCUCCCCAAAGAACUUAACAUCUUAAUCCUCCAUUUCUCAGAAAUAGAGUUAAAAGACUUCUAGAUAGAUCCUGCCAGAGGUAAAUUCAAAAUUGACGCAAAAGAAAGCGGAAUCAAGAUGAACUGGGCUAAGCUAGUGAACUAUCAAUUCCACUGUCACGUCAAGAUACCAAUCUGGUGGUUCAUCUAAAUCAACUGGGAUAUCGAUAUCUAUCUCAAAAAUGUUACUGUUGAUAAUGGUAUCUCUCUAACUUCAUAUGCUCACAGUGGAGCACCCUACGUUGAUCUCUACCAGACUAAAAUCAAUCUAGGAGAUUCUUACUACAGAAUGAGCGGCAACUUCAUCAUGUACCUUAUCAGCUGGAUCACAAACCUCCUCCUCAAGUAUCCUCUUCAGGUUCUCAUUGAUCUCUUCCUGCAACCUGGAAUCAAUUUCUUUAUUAAUAACUUCCUCAUUCCAGGCACUCUCCACAAUGGCUAUAUUGAGCUCUAGGGAUUUCAUACCAGUGGCACUAAUGCUACGACAAGCCUGAUGCUGGACCUUACUCUCCCACAGACUCCAGUUUACACAGACACAUCUAUCGAUACCUUUGACGAUGGCGCAGUCUACUUCAAGAACCACAAUGAGACAUUCACCAAGCCAAACACUCCCAUGAAAUUCUAAACCAAUGAUUUCUCCUUACAACUAGUUGCUUCCAGCUUCUCAGUCAAUCAAAUCGUAGAGACUGUCCUUGAAACUGGUUUAAUUGCUAUCCCAAUCGAUCAUAGCCAGAUCAAGAAUCUUAUUGGCAUUGAUCUCACCACCACUAUUAUGCUUGUGAUUGUACCAGAACUUUUCUACCACUACGGUUCUAAAAGCGUGAAUCUAAAGUUCACCCCUAUCUCAGGCACAAAUCUGGACUUCUCUCAGUCCAAUUCUACUGUGGACUCCUACCUGUAAAUCCUGGCUGAUUUCAUUAUAGUAGAGGCAGACAACUCAACUCAGCUUGCCUUCCAAGCUUUGAUGGGAAUCGAAGCAGACAUUGAUCUUUAAAUUGAGGAUAAUGUUAACAAGACCGUCGACUUCCAAUUCAAGGACUUGGAGUUGAAAAGCUUCAACGUCACAGUCGAUAACUGUUACGUCAAGAACGAUGAAGAUAACAUCAAGACUAGACUCAACGCUAUCAUGGCUGCUAUAGAGCUUUCAGUCAACUAAUUCGUUAAGGCUCUUGGCCCUAAACUGCCUCAAUUCCAAACAUUUGACUAUAAUCUCCACUUUGAUUACUAAGAUCAUGCUUUUGGCACAGGUAUCUCUAUCAAGCCAAAGGGUCAAUGA